AAUAUAUCUCGUCCGAUACAAUGCCCAACAUGUGGUCGAAGAAUCUUAUCACACUUUGUUCUCUUGUGCCCCUUCUCGUCACGCCGACGCUAGCUUGCUCGCGCGUGACAUAUAACACUGGACCUCAAGAUGGCAACCGUACUAUCGUUGGUCGUUCCAUGGAUUGGCUGACCCCGACCAACUCGAGCAUCUUUGCAUUUCCCGCAGGUCUCCAGCGGAAUGGAUCUGCAGGUGGAAACUCCUUGAACUGGACGAGCAAAUACGGCUCUGUCAUCACUACAGCCUACGACUUGUCCACAUGCGAUGGCAUAAACGACCAGGGAUUAGUCGCAAACCUGCUCUACCUUGCUGAUGGCGAUUAUGGCCCCAGAAAUUCCUCGGUUCCAGCCAUGUCUCUAGCAAUCUGGCCCCAGUAUUUUCUCGAUCUGUACAGCACCGUGGCAGAGGCUGCUGAUGAUCUUUUCAACCAAAAUGGGCAGCCGAAGUUCCAAGUCCGCACCAAGGAUCUUAUUCCGGGGGUGCCGUCAUUGAUGCAUGUCUCUCUGUCCGAUGCGACCGGCGACAAUUUGAUCCUGGAAUGGCUGAAUGGCAAGCUGGUUGUGCAUCAAGGCACCGAGUAUAAUGUUAUGACCAACGAGCCCAAUUUCGACCAGCAGCUCGCAAUCAAUGCAUACUGGUCGACCAUUUCAAACUAUUCACUUCCCGGAACUGAUCGACCGGCCGACCGCUUCGCACGUCUGUCUCAUUAUGUGAGCGUUGCUCCAGGUGCAACCGACUUGGUGUCUGGGCUGGCCACUACUGCUGGCAUGAUCAGAGCUGUAUCGGUGCCUAUGGAGCCUAUCAAUAUCAAUACACCUAACAUUACACCAACUCUAUGGAGAACCUACGCUGACACAAAGGAACUGGUAUAUUAUUACGAAAGUGCCACAGACGGCAAGUUUUUCUGGGUUGAUAUGACAAAACUAGAUCUGAGCCAAAAAGGUCAGACGAUGAAGUUGUCAUUGGUCGGCCUCAAUUGGACUGACCGAGUCGGCGAUAUGACAUCGAAUUUUGUGAAGAGUUCGCCGUUCUCAUUCAUGCCUGCUAACAAUUAAGAGAAGUAGUGAUUGAACUGUUCGAUGCCUUAAGACCUGGAGUACACAUAGAUGGGCGUGAUGCAAUAGAAAUA
Messenger RNA from Exophiala oligosperma, 1168 nucleotides. RefSeq lists its product as uncharacterized. The record is from RefSeq and is a predicted model, not a curated record. Lineage: Eukaryota; Fungi; Ascomycota; Eurotiomycetes; Chaetothyriales; Herpotrichiellaceae. The coding region runs from base 21 to 1094 and encodes 357 amino acids. The transcript has a single exon.